Messenger RNA from Haplochromis burtoni (Burton's mouthbrooder), 1438 nucleotides. It is a transcript of the gene haus1, whose product is annotated as HAUS augmin-like complex, subunit 1. Gene Ontology annotation, cellular component: cytosol; HAUS complex. Bases 85 to 906 code for a protein of 273 amino acids. The transcript has 9 exons. Gene Ontology annotation, biological process: spindle assembly; centrosome cycle. NCBI's taxonomy places the organism in Eukaryota, Metazoa, Chordata, Actinopteri, Cichliformes, Cichlidae. The record is from RefSeq and is a predicted model, not a curated record.
UUUUGGGAUGAUUUCGGGGGCGCGAAAACAUUUGCAGCUUUCGAGAAGACGUUUGUUUUGGUUUGUGACGACCUUUCAGUAGUCAUGUGUGAGAAGAUUAAGAAGGUGAACAGCUGGCUCGGCCCCGUGUUUGGUGAGCAGGUUGUGCCACAGUUUGAAGUCAACACACGGACAGUGGACAUCCUGUACCAGCUCGCCCAGUCCAGCGAAGCCCGCUGUAGUGACACAGCCCUCCUUAUAGAGGACCUCAAACAGAAAGCUGCAGAGUACCAGGCUGAGGGUGCUCAUCUCCAGGAUGUUCUUCUACAAAGCGUUGGCCUGUCCUCUGCCAGUUUGUCAAAGCCAGUUGCUGAGUGCUUAUCUGCUUUAGUAGACAAUGCUAUGGUGCUUGGAGUGAGAGACACUUCACUGGGCAGCUUUAUGCCAGCCGUAAACAACCUCACUAGUGAACUUCUGGAAGCGGAGAAGUCAAAUAGAAGACUUGAGAGAGAGCUCCGGGCCCUCAGAAAGAGACUCGGGUCAACUCUGGUGCUCCGGGGAAGUUUACAAGAGGAUAUCAACAAAACUGUCAAAGCUCAGGCAGUGGAGAGCGCUAAAGCUGAGGAGAAGCUGCUCAAAAUGGAUUUUGUGACAGCAAAGGCGAACGAGCUCAGUAACAGACGGGAGCGGUGUGAGGCCCAGCUUGUAUCCAGGAACAUGGACAAGUCUAUCACCCACCAGGCUCUUGUGCAGCUGUCAGAGGAAGUCACCGAGCUGAAAAAAGAAAUAAUCCCCUUAAAGAAGAAACUGGAGCCCUACAUGGACCUGAGCCCGAGCCCGUCUCUGGCUCAAGUGAAGAUAGAAGAGGCAAAAAGAGAGCUGGCUGCACUUGAUUCCCAGCUUGAGAUGAAUGUGGAUUUUAAAUGAAGAUUUGUCUAAUGUUACUGUAUUAUUUACUGUGUUUGUUAAAUAAUAAAAGUCACUUAAAUUUCUUUGCUUUGACACCCACCUUCUGGCUUCUUUUUAUGCAACCCAACAGAUCUGUGCAGAGACAAAAGUCUCCUUGUGCUCUAAAAGUAAGCGCUGCUUAGAGGCACUUUUUUCAAAACUUCCAGCUUUAAAGUCUUGUCAAUAUUAUUCUUUAUAUUUUUCUUUAUUUCACAGUUACCUAUUAGAGUAUUUAUUAGAGAACAAAAACAUCUGGCUUCAUCCGUUUUCUGUUCCUCCACCUCUUCCUGUUUGUUACAGACAUCGUUAACACUAAUCAAGAGCGUUGUCUUUAUUUUCUGUUCACUGCAGUCUAAUUGAGGGGUUGUUUCCCCUCCGAAGAAGUACUAACAACAUGUCGUGAGAGUCUGAUCUUUCUGCCCAAAUACAGAGACAAUAGAUGGCAUUAAAUGAAUAGUUUUGUUGUGAUGGCAACAUAUUUAAAAAAAACAGGAUUUGGUAACCACGUAAA